UUGCUAUUUAUGUAAUAUGUUGGGAGGGGAGUUUCAGCGACUUCUGGAGAUGGACGUCCAACCCAGCUUAUAUUACUUUGACAUUGAGGUCAUAGUUGGAGGGGAAAUAUUUCAGCUUGGGUUAGCUAUCCCCGAGAAGUAUAGCUUGCAUGACCUCUGGAUUGACCUAAAGAAUGCUUGUAGAGUUUAUGGUAUUUACGAAGUAAAGAAGUUACAGGUUGAUGCUAUAAUUCUGUGGGAGAAUGAAGCAAAGACAAUACUGAGUGAUGAGGAUCUAUUUAAUACAUUUAAGCAACUUAGAGAGAAAAUGUAUUCCUCUGCCGAAUUGUGGUUUCAGUAGUUGAUGAAGAGUCCCUAAUUCAAACACCAGUAGUUACUACACAUAACGAGGACAAAUCUGAUCUCAAUCUCGAAGACACACUAGAUAAUGAGGUUGAUAUAGAUCCAUCUACUGAAGUUGAACUCAUGCUAAAUGAGGAUGUGCAACCUCAUGUUUUUGCUGGUAGUUCAGAGGAUGAACCAGAGUUUGUGAAUGAUGAUGGCUAUGAGUACAAUCCAUCCAGCUCAGAGUUUGAUGAUCAAUACUUAGAUGGAGAAGACGAUGGGAGCCAUCUUGAUGAUUACCAGUCCGGAGAUGAUAGUGAUUAUGAAUCCGAUGACAAUACCAAAGAAGUGGCAUGUAAUCGCUAUGAGACAGGUUCUGGUGGAUUUGAGUUUAAUGCUACACGUGAUAAUAUAAUAUUGAAGCCUGGGCAAUUGUUCGUAAACGUGAAUGAAUUCAGAAAAGUGUUACAGAUAUUUGCUAUUAGAAAUGGGUUUAGAUUGAAAAGACUAAAGAAUGAGAAGUCAAGAGUCACUGCCAAGUGUGCUGCUGAUGGUUGCACAUGGAGAAUUAAUGCAAGUCCGAAUUGGAACAAGAGAACUUUUCAAGUAAAGACCUACUGCUUUGAACACACAUGCGCACGAAUUGAUGAUAACUAUGAAGCAAACUCCAUCUGGA
This is a messenger RNA of Cuscuta epithymum, 1000 nucleotides long. The record is from the annotation of a GenBank genome assembly. NCBI's taxonomy places the organism in Eukaryota, Viridiplantae, Streptophyta, Magnoliopsida, Solanales, Convolvulaceae.